This is a messenger RNA of Oncorhynchus gorbuscha (pink salmon), 2707 nucleotides long. It is a transcript of the gene tmem229b, whose product is annotated as transmembrane protein 229B. The record is from RefSeq and is a predicted model, not a curated record. NCBI's taxonomy places the organism in Eukaryota, Metazoa, Chordata, Actinopteri, Salmoniformes, Salmonidae. The coding region runs from base 455 to 1006 and encodes 183 amino acids. The transcript has 2 exons.
GAAAGAUGCAAGAACAGCAGGAGUAGGGACCGUUCUGUCUCUGAGCAUGUGCUGCUGUCCUGGCUAAUACUGCAGUGAAGGAAAAUGUGUCAAUUUUCAUUGGACAGUAGUCCCCUCCGGAAUGGUGAAUGAGCCUGUAACUGACGGUCAGACGAUGUCCUGUUUGCGGAUGGUGAUUCUUCACAUUGACCGUUGGUCCUGAGGUGCAUUUUCGUGGAAUCUACAACCGUGGGCGACAAUCUCCCGACCUACGCUUCUCCUCCACUAGAUAAAGGGCGAGGGGCGGUCGCCAUGGUGUAACGGGUGUCGUUGAACUAGACCUACAGUAUGGCACGCCAAACCAACCAUUAGACCAAGAGGAAAUCCUUGUGGUCUGAGGGCGACAUUUCGGCCUCCGUCUCUCAGGCAGGACUGCCUUAUCGCGAGGGCGUAAUUCCAAAUCGCGCCCACCGCAAUGGCAACCCCGGCACCUCCACCAGUGCCUCUGACGGUCCUGUCUCGCUGGUACCUGUACGCCAUCCACGGCUACUUCUGCGAGGUCAUGUUCACCGCCGCCUGGGAGUUCGUGGUCAACCGCAACUGGAAGUUUCCUGGUGUGACCAGUGUAUGGGCUCUGCUAAUCUACGGGACCUGCAUCCUCAUCGUGGAGCACAUGUACCUGGCCCUCCGAGCUCUCCGUUGCCCCGUGCUGCUGCGAUGCCUCAUCUAUACCCUAUGGACGUAUAUCUGGGAGUUCGGUACAGGGCUGUUGUUGACCCAGUUCGACGCCUGUCCCUGGGAUUAUUCCCAUUUUCAGUAUAACUUUAUGGGGUUGAUCACAGCGGAGUACGCCCUGCCCUGGUUUUGUGCAUCUUUCAUGACGGAGCGACUGGUUAUACGCAACACGCUGCGGUUACGGAUGGACAGGGACAGGGUGGAAGGGGACCAGUCGGAUGCAGGCGGGGGAGGAGGAAGGAAAGUGUGGGGCGAACAAAGAGGAGCCAACUGCUAUCUUAAAUUGGACUGAUCAAAGAACAAGGGCAUUUCCUCAUUUGGGGAAAGUCCGUCCUCCACCCUCGCACCUCUGCCCUCUCUCUUCUGUGACCUGGAAAUAUAAGUGGUCUCGUGGUCGAGGAGUGUGUCAACUUGUUCGUAGAAAAAUGGUAGCCUCCUUUUGGCAAGGAAGCACAAGUGUAUCAUACCUGAGUCCUUUGAGGAGGAGCUUUGAAAUAUGCCAUACCCGCUUUGAAUCAGCAAUUUUUUUCUCAAAGGAGAAAAUCAUGCAAACAUUUAAAAACGAUAUGCUACUUAUCCUUUUAUCUACAACAUGUCUUGCACGACUGGCUACAGUUGUUUUGAUCACUUUAUACAUUUAUUUGGGGAUUCCACCCUUUAAAAGUCAUUUGCUUGAUGACUCAUGAUUGGAGAAGGAGAGUCUCAUUUCAUACGAGCGCAUUUUCAUCCACAUUCCCUCUCCUCGCCACCUCUCCACGAUUACCUUGAACCUUUUUCAAAAGGAGGCCAGAGAGGCUGGAGGAGGGAGGACACAGGAGUUGAGCAAAUCCAAUUGAGGAAAGGUCAAUCUGAAUCACUCUGGAAUCCCACUCAAGCACUAAAACAUUGUACGGAAAUGUAUAAUUUUUUUUUUUUUUAAACGAAAUACAUAACUACUGUAUUUCUGUAUAGCUUCAAAAGCAAUCUGAAUAAGGUGCUAUAUGCUAAAUGUUCAUAAUUGAUUGUCAUGGAGAAUGAUUUUCUACAGUUAGUGAUAACCCACAAUAUUUGGAAAUGCAUGAGGGAGGUGUUUUGGUUCUGUAUGCAACUGCAGUCUGUUUACUCAUAAGCUAUUUGCCUAUUGAGAAAUGAGGUCUCAGGUAACUUACUCAACAAAUUGUGUGCUAUUUCUACUGCAUAUCUGUUCGAAUCAGGAUUUCUGAUUUCAGGAUCUCUGAUUUUCACGUGAUGUAAUCAUUCACUAUUAGCCAAGGACGUUGUCACCACACUGAAAGAGCUGCUGCUGCCUUGUGGACUUGACAUGAUACUGCAUCUGAAAGCUUCCUCUGAAGUUUCAAAAAUAGGACUACUGGAGCUGUAUUCCUCCCAGAUAUCUCUUUGGUUUGUCCCGAUUAAUGGCCCUUGCUUUAUGGCCUCUGGCACUGUUUUGAUGAUGCAAAAUAAUGUGGAUCUCAAACCACCGAGUGGAGUCAAAAGCAAUACAUUAAAGGCCCAAUGCAGCCGUUUUUAAAAAUCUCAAUAUCAAAUCAUUUCUGUGUAACAAUUAAGUGCCCUACUGUGAUCGCAUUCAAUUAAAAUGGUCCAAGAAAAUCAAAACAAGCUUCUUAGUAAAGGAGUAAAAGGGUCAAUUUCUCAAGCAAGAAUUUAGAUAGGACUGUAUGGGAGUGGUCUGAGUGGGGAGGGGAAAACUGAAAACGAGCUGUUAUUGGCAGAGAUUUGCAACUCUCUUUCUUAUUGGUUUAUUAACUCAUUUACCGCCUAGUGAUGUCACGAUGGAGGGCCAGAACUCUCUACGGUGAGUGUUCAAAACAGGAACACCUUCCUAAUAUUGAGUUGCACCCCCUUUUCCCCUCAGAACAGACUCAAUUAUUCGGGGUAUGGACUCUACAAGGUGUCGAAAGCGAUGAAAAGGGAUGUUGACUCCAAAGUUUCCCACAGUUGUGUCCAGUUGGCUGGAUGCUCUUUGGGUGGCGGACUGUUCUUGAUACACACG